Messenger RNA from Symbiodinium sp. CCMP2592, 1227 nucleotides. The record is from the annotation of a GenBank genome assembly. NCBI's taxonomy places the organism in Eukaryota, Dinophyceae, Suessiales, Symbiodiniaceae.
AUGACAUGUCCACCUGCCCAGACCCAGUCCACAGGGUACUUCUACGGAGUGGACAAAACUGGUACUGUCUUGAGGAAUGCCCUCGGGUCCCAGAUGGCGUGGUCGCGGUCCUUCGCAGUCGGAGGUGUGGAGCACAAGGUGCGAGAUCCGCUGUGUCACACUGGAUUGCAAGCCAUCUCACCGAGCGACGUAGCGGCAUGGAAGGUCCCAGAGCCUCCAAUGCUCCAGGACCGGCCUUUCCGCUUGGAAGAAAUACCAGGCACAGGGCAACGUGAUGCAUGGGGCCUAGUAGGCCUAGAGGGCGGCUGCACUGAAGUCGAAGCAGAGGCCGCGGCCUCGGCGCUGCCGGGCGAUGUGGUGCUGCUCGAACGCCCCAUCUUGGCGAUUCGAAGUGAUGAGAAGGGCGAUGAGUGGAAUCACGACCUUCACAGCCAGUACAAAGCGCUCUCUGAAGAAGGCCGGGCAGAGGUGUGGAAGCUUCAUGACGCUUGCCUCCAGAAGCCGGAAAAGUCUCUGGAAGGCAUUUUGUUCACAAACUGCAUCGGCCGAGAUCAAAGUGUGAGGUUUGAUGCAGCGCUCUGUUUGGCAUUGAGUCGUUUCAAUCAUAGUUGCUGCCCAAAUCUCGAGCAGAGCUGGGAUGAAGAUGCCGGGCAUGUCCGGUUGGUGGCCGCGCAGCCGGUCAAGGCGGGCGAGGAGCUCUUCACGCACUACGUGGAGUUGAGGGAGUGCCGUGAGGAGCGGCAACAACGGCUUCAGGAGUCUUACGGCUUCCUGUGUUCCAGCACCAACACAUGUCCGGUGUGCUCGGGCUCGGUGGAGAGCGAUAAACGGCGGACCGAAAUGGGGCGCUUGGAUGCUAGCAUCCGGAAAGAUCGGCUGAGCAAUCUCGAGCAGAGUGAAAGAAUGGUGAAGAGGCUGCUGAGAUUGUACGACCAGGAAGGGCUGGGCUUGUUCAGCUGGCGAAAGCUGCAUUGCCUCUCGGCGAUGGAGUUUGCCUUGCGCAGGGGCGACCUCCCCGUGGCCGUCCAAUGGGCGCGCAAGGCGCACGAUAACGCAAGGUUGGCCCACGGACCGGAUCACCGGGACACGCGCUGGUGUGCCGAGCUGAUGAAGGACCCCUCCAGUCAUCCUUCCUUUGAGUACCGCAGCCAGAAUGUCAAGAACUGGGCAGCCUACGCUCUCGCCCUCACGCUUUUCCUGGUUGUCUACACGAUCAUGUACGACUGA